Molecule: messenger RNA, 1809 nt
Organism: Danio rerio (zebrafish)
Lineage: Eukaryota; Metazoa; Chordata; Actinopteri; Cypriniformes; Danionidae
Source: RefSeq, a predicted model, not a curated record
UGUUCCCAAGAAACACUGCUGUAGAGCAUCCUAUGGAAUGUAUUAUACUUAUUAAUGCUGACUGUAUAUUGAUCUCCUCUGUAGACAACACGGCGGGCAUCAGGACCCAGCGCUCCGGCUUCAACCGUCAGGAGCAGAACGUGUACCUGCUGCCCAUUCUGGUGGUGGACAGUGGCCCGCCGGCCCUCAGCAGCACCGGGACCCUCACCAUACACGUGUGCGGUUGCGACAGUGACGGCGCCAUCCAGUCCUGCAACGCCACGGCUUACGUCAUGUCUGCGGCGCUGAGUCCUGGAGCACUCAUCGCCCUGCUCGUCUGCAUACUCAUACUCAUAGUUCUGGUGCUGCUAAUCUUAACCCUCAAACGCCACCGGAAGGGUCAGCGGAUGUCCGAGGAUGAAGAAGACAUGCGGGACAACGUCAUCAAAUAUAACGAUGAGGGCGGCGGUGAGCAGGACACGCAAGCCUACGACAUGAGCGCCCUCCGCAGCCUCUACGACUUCCCCGAGGUCAAAAACUCCGAUUCGGGCCCAGACCUGCGCUCCGUCCCGCAGUGGAUUCAGAACAGAGUGAUGGGGGACGGCGGACCGGCAGACUUCUCGCUUUUUAAAGGCUACAUCCGCAAGAAGGUGGAGCAAGCAGAUGCGGAUCUAUCAGUGCCGCCGUACGACUCCUUCCAGACUUACGCUUUCGAGGGCAGCAGUUCGCCGGCGCUAUCCUUGAGCUCCAUCCGCACGCUUUCUACCACCUCAGAGCAGGAUUUUUCAUAUCUAAGCGACUGGGGGCCAAGAUUCAGGCAACUGGCUGGAUAUUACGCCCCCCCAGCCCAAGUAGAGGAAGAGGGAUCCUAGCAUCAUCUCGAUCUGCAUCCGUUAAACAAAAUGGAGUUGUUUUUUUUUCCUCCCUGCAACAGCAGCAGCUUCUUAUUUGUUUGUUUCUGGUGAGGUUUUCUGAAUCCCUAGCAGUCAGUUUGGGGAGUUUUAAUGUCACCCGUUUUUGGACUUCCUUAAAUGACUUCUUGUCUUGUAGGAAACGUUAUAGGACAAGUAUACUGUAUUGAAGGAGAAGAGCAGUGGUGUGGGCAGUCCUCCAAUAUCUGUCAGCGAGAGCUGGAGAAACGGGGCUGUGCCAUACGCACCUCAUUCUUCACCUUUUGUGUCAUUUUGUUUGGCCAUCUGUGGAAAUAAAUAAGGAUUUGGAUCAUUACAAAGGCAACUGAAAUGGCUAAACGUUCAAGGAAAAACGUAUAAUCUGUAUUUAUUUAAAGACAUAAAUGGACCAGAAGAAAGUUCUACUAUUUAUGUAUUUAUUGCUUUCUAUUUAUUUAUUUAUUCAUCCUGACAAUGGACUAAAGUACGCAAACAAAUCGGACAAUUUCUUUUGGAUGAAUAUUGUCAGGGUGACCUAAUGAAGACUAACAAAAAACGAGGAUGACUGAAGACAAGAAUGAGUUGGGGUGGGUUUGUUGGAGACAGUAAAUUAGUCUUGAGAAUAUUUGUAUUUAUUUUUUAGAAACUUUUUUGUAAAAUACAAGCUGGUGGAUAAAACUUGCGGAUAUAUUGGGGUGAAUCUCACUAAAACAAGUCCAGAUCAUGCUUCACUCCUGAAAUCGACAGAAUAUGAAUUAAGAGAUUUUAUUUUUAUAGCAUGAAGCCUCGGUUAAGGAGUUUAUAAUGUGUUGUCCCAUUAUUUUAACGCAACACCGUUUUCAACUCAAAAACUGAAAACUCUGGGCCCUAUCAUACACCCGGCGCAAUGUGGCGCCACAAUUGUUGUUUGGUAGUUUCAGCUUGGCGCAAGAGUGGUUUU